AUGAAAUGGUUUAUUCUUUCCAUAUUCUUCACAUUCAAUUUCACAAAUUGUUUCGGUCAUUUAUGUAAUUAUAUAAUAAAAAAUGCGGAUUCAACAAGUGAUUUAUGUUUAAGUAACGAGUGUCACAAAUAUCUUGAUCCAUUGUCAUUAACUGUCAAGCCGAAUACGUGUAAAGCGAAUUUCGUUUCUCUUGCAUUUUCAUCGUUUCAAACUUAUCAAGCAUUUCUCGAUCAAACUCGAUGGCAAUUAUCGGUUCUAUUCCCGAAAAAAUCUCAACAAACACGUUUACUGAGAAUCUAUCUAAAUCAAAUUCAUAUCGAUGAUCGACCGACCGAGGAAAAUCAUCUGAAUCGAUUAGGAAAUCAUAUCGAUUCCUACCAAAUCUAUAUGCGAAACCUCCCAAACGAACUUUUUCUUCAACGGUUUAUUCAUUACGAUCCCGACGAUCCUCAGUGGUUUAUCAUCAAAAUUCAACUGUAUUGUAACUCAUUUAUUCCAUAUGACGGAAAACCAUGUCCUGUACUUAUUACUUCUCCAUCUGUAUUCGCUCCACAACGUCCGAAAUUGGUAACAACAAUAACAUCAAAUCUUCUCUCGUCGUCAACUUCAACAACACAGAAGACUUCCGAAUCCAUUUAUUUCAUUAUUCUUAUUUUAAUACCUUUAGGAAUACUAUCGAUCACAAUUAUUCUCUCCAUUUUAGUUUAUCGGCAUUUACAUCGUAAGGGAAGCUCACAAACUGAUGGGACACUUUCCUCAAUAUCACAACAUAUUGAUUCAACCAAUCGAAGCACCUAUCAUGGACGAGUCCGUCCGUACCAAGUCUCCCGCUUACCAUCACCCCAUAAAGAAUCUCUCUACAAAGAAACCGAACAACAUUUAUGA
Molecule: messenger RNA, 885 nt
Organism: Adineta ricciae
Lineage: Eukaryota; Metazoa; Rotifera; Eurotatoria; Adinetida; Adinetidae
Source: the annotation of a GenBank genome assembly